GUCAAUAAACGUCAAAUAUUUGUGAUAAAAACAAGCAUAUUCUUGUAAUUCUAGAAAAUUUCAAUAAUAUUUUAUAUUUGGUACUUUAUUUUUUGAAAAAUAUGUCUGGUUAUAGGUAUCCAAAAUGUAGCAAUCCGUUUGAAGAUGAUGGCGACGUAGAUGAUGAAACGUUCUUAAGAAAUUCUAGAAGAUCAUAUAAUAACAAGGAACCUACUUUUGAAGAACAAAUGCAAUCAUAUGCGGAAAAGAAGAGAGCUAUAGAAGAAAGGACCCUCAAUAGCACUGAGAAAAGUAUAAGUAUUUUAAGAGACUCCGAACAAGUAGGUAUAGCUACUGCAGAGGAGCUUAUGAGACAAAGGGAAAAACUCGAAAAAACAGAUAAGCAAUUGGAUGAAAUUAAUUCAACUCUUAGAUUUUCCCAAAAACAUAUAAAUGGAAUUAAAUCGGUAUUUAGUAGUCUUAAGAAUUAUAUGGCUGGUAGAAGCGAUUCCCCAAAUUCUACAACUUCAAGUUCAACUCCAAGUACUGUUAAGCAAUCCACAUCGAAUCAAAAUCUAGAAGAAAAUAUUUCCACCUACGACCGUUAUGAAAAUCAUCCAGCAACAAGGCUACGAAAUAAUGAUUACAGCAGCUACAAUCAAAUAUCUUCUGGAGGUAGUAAAGAUUUUAGCGCCAAAUUAGAUGCUAAUUUGCAAGAAAUGUGUUCUAAUAUAAGUCGUCUUAAAGGUUUAGCAUCUGAAUUAGGUAAUGAAAUAGAUUCUCAGAAUGAUUUGAUUUCAAAUAUAACAGAUAAAGCUGAAUUAGCCGAUAUUACAAUCACCAAACAAAAUAAACAGAUAGCUCGGAUUCUAAAGAAAUAAAAUUCUCUUAUUUGAAUCGAUAGUUUCAACAAAUGGGUCUAAUUAUGAUAUUAAAUAUGGUAAUAAUAUAUGUGGAGAAUUUAUUUUUGCUAUUUAAGCAGAAAACAUUUUAAUAUAUAAUUUUGUGAUAAAAUCAUUUUAAUAAUUAGUUAUUUAUAUUGGAUAUAGUAGAUAGUCAUUUCAUUUUAGAACCUUUAAACUUCCUGUAGUCGCGCCAAUUUUUUUUCAAGAUUAGUCGCCCUAGUUGCAUAGACCAAGUGGGGCUGUAUAUAUAUAUAUAUAUAUAUAUAUAUAUAUAUAUAUAUAUAUAUAUAUAUAUAUAUAUAUAUAUAUAUAUAUAUACAUACAUACAGGGUAAGUGAUUCAUUGAAAAUGUCCAAUCUCUAAAAUGUAGAUUCUAGACCUCAAAAUAUGAUGAUUCUGCUCAACAUUCGUUAUGAAACUAUUGCUAGUUUCCGAGAUAGGGGGUGUUCAAAAUUUAAAUUUAAAUUUUUAUUUUCGCAAUAAUUUUUUAUGUUUUCACAAUUUCUCUUUGAAAAUUGGAAAUUUUACGUUUUUUGGCAUGAGAAAUCAUAAUUUGCACUCUAAUUUAACAUUGCUAAUAAAGGGCGCUAGUUACACUUGUUUGUGUUAAUUAAAUCAAAGUAACCUUUUUUGGGCUAAACUUACAACUAAAAUAAUAAAAAAAAAUAAAAAGCGUUAAAUUCUCCAAAAAAAGUUACUCUUCUCUGAAUCGUGUAACUCAAUCGGUUAUUGGUUGGAUGGAUGCACAUUCUUAAGACCAAGUAUAGGUUUUGUUGGAAAGUUUAUAUCGCCCUUUGGAUUUGGAUACCACUUAAACAGCCAUGUUUGAAGUACAAAAUACUUUUGCAUCACUAACUGAUAAGAUCUUCAGCCCAUAUUUGCUACACUUCUCUCUAAAUACUGGAAGUAUCUCAUCUAUGGUGGUAUAGGCCAAUCGAUCAUAACCAUUUAGACAAUUUUUUACAAAUUGAUCGAAUAUUGAACGAAUGGGAGCUAGUUUAUCAACUUUUGUUUGAUCUGAGCUUGUUUCUUUGUCAUUAAAACAUAUGCAACGUACAGAACCUCUGCACUCAUUCUAAGGAAAAACAUUUCUAAGCCAUAUUCAUCUUUUCUUCUAAGAUCCCUGGCAUUUGAGUGAUUGGAUGACCAAGACCAGAUAGAUAUGAGAGUCCUACAAAAUCCCGCAUUUCAAUGUUGUCUUCUUCUAUCAGUUUUUGGCCUUGUAGAAAAUGAGUAAAUGUGGGCUCGUUAUUUUAAUUUACUUUAUAUUUCAAAAUAUGAAUAUAAAAAAGUGGAGAAAUUUUAUGCUCAACACCUUCUUGAUGGAUUAAGGUACUAGCCCGUUCAACCUAAUAUAGCACACAUCUUAGUAUUUAAAACAUAAAAAUUGAUGGUGGGAUAGUGGCACGACUGUUGGAAGGUUUAGGAUUUUCCAGAAUAUUCUGUAACUAAUUAGUCAUAUAGGCUAGGGAUGAGCAAAUGAAAAAAAUAUAUUGAUAAAUAUCUUAUCGAUAUUUUUAAACAAUAUCGAUUUAUGCAGAAUAAAAAAUAUCGAUAUUUGCACUUCAAGGUGCAAUUAUCCAAAAAAUUGUCAAAUAAAUCGAACGUUAAAUUUGAACACACAUUUAAUUUUUCAGUUUUAUUGAUUAAUUAAGAGAAUAAAUAUUUGAAUAUUGUUAAUAAAAUGAAGUUUUUAGUAAUGUCAGAAAAUGAUCAUGUAAACAGCUGUUAGUAAACUGCAUUUUAUUCAAACCAGUAAUCAUCUGGAAUAGACAUAAAAAGUACUCGCUCUGUAAUUUGUUCUCCAGUUAAUCUGCUGGUAAAAUAUUAUGACUGUACAUGGAAAACAUAAUAAGUAUAAAAUAUUAUGAAAAUCUUCAAAAAAUAUCGAAUUUGAUACUUGAAAAUAAAUAUCGACUAUCGAUACUACAAGAUAAAAAAAAUCGAUGAUAUUUAUCGAUUAUUUUUUGAAAAUAUAUCGAUAGUUUAAUAUAUCAAUAUUUUUGCCUUCCUUAAUAUAGACAAAGAUCAAAUUUGAUAGAAAAAAAGAAUAAGAUAUUUACACUCGUUAAAAUAUGAAUAUAUUUCAAUUUAUUGUGCAUUAAUAAAUUUUCUUUUUUAUUAUCACUUUUGAGUCUAUAAAUUAUUUUGGAAUUGAAAUUUAAACAGUUGCAAGAACAUUCAUUGAAGAAGAUUUCUGUCUAAUACUGUUUCUAGAAUAUGACAAAAAUAAGUUGUAAUUCUGAAGCAAACCCUAUUAGAAUAUUAGGAUAAUAUUGAUAUAUAAAUUGAAUAUCAUUAAAUUUAUCACCAUCUAUAAAACCAGUAUAAAAUAUUUAGAUUUAGUUAUCAAAUAUGUUUAUAAAGUUUAUAAAUCCAAAAUACCCUUAUCAACUUCUUAUAGUUUACCAAAUUUUCCAGUUGAUAAAUAAUUUAAAAAUGUGUCAACCAGAGCAUGAGUUCUUUUACGACAAAUCACAUGUGGGCUCUCAGAAUCCUAAAAGCAGCAAAUUUGGCAAUUAACAAAUCCAUCAAGGUGAAAAUGUUCUUUGGAGCUUAGUGGUCAUCUUUACUUGCCUGUCUGUUAGAAAUAUAUUUUUUAACCUUUCUGAAACUCUAAAAAAUAUUCUACUUUAUUCAUGUACUAAAUUAAUUAUUUAAAAUGAAAUACAAAUUUGGUUUUUAAUCCCAAUCAGACAAAUUUGAAGUUUGUUUUACAGAUUAAUUACGUUUAUAAUAACAUAAUCAUACCUCUGAUUCAACCAAAUUUGGUAACAAGCUAGAAAUAAUUAACCAAUUGGGAUUUUGAGUAUGUGAUCGUGACUGAAUCAGUGACAACACUAUUUAUUCAAUAACAUUGUAUUUAUCAUAAUUGGGUGCCAUUUGUUUCCAUUUUGAUGUAAUUAUCUUCUGUCAAAUAUUAUUGGCUUUUAAAAAGUAGUAUGUAUUCAAUGCUCAGUGAAGUAAUGUUCCUCAAAAGAUUUGAAGAAGUAAAACAUGUCUUGUUCGAUGUAAGGUUAGGUUAGCUUUUUUUCUAUGGCUUUAUGUCACUACAUUUGUUUGCUAUGAGCAUUUUUUUCUUAAUCUUUCAUCACGAUAUAUAUUCAACUUUACAUUAAUAGCAUUUGUCCCACUUGACAAUGUUUUUCAACAUAACUCAUCAGAAAAUAUAUCUCCACUUGUACCUUGAGUAUAAUAUUUGUUUUAUGUUUUUUUCAUUUUAGUAUAGAUGUAAGAGUAUAAUAUGACAAAAGAUAAAUAUUAAUAUGCCAGGUUUCCCAGAAUUAUCUGUUUCAAUCAGAAGUGUCAGAAGCAUCAAAAAUAAUCUUAAUUUUAUAUUGUGUUUUCCCAAACCCAGCCGAUUUAUUUAUUAUUUUUUUCUUGAAAGGUUUUGAUGCACAGAUUUCUCAUUACCGAACUUUAAACCUCCUAGAGUUACAUUUAUAUUUCUAUUUUUAAAGUUUACAUGGUUUUAUUCCUCUAUAUCUUUGGUUAUAAAUGAAUUAAAAUUUUUGUCUAUAAACCCUAUCUGAAAUUUUUUUAAUAGCCUAGAAAUGUUGUACACUCAUUAGCAGAGGGCCUCUGAAAAUAAUCCAUAAUCCAUCAAAUUAUAUAAGAACGAUUUUUCAAUGCUUAUUGUUAUUAGUAUACUAUAAUUUCUAGAUCUGUUAAUAUAUUUAAAAAUAAGAGUAUUUCUUUGGUGUACAUUUUUUUCUAAAACUGAAAAAUUAAGAAGACACGAACUUCUAAAGUAAUUAAUACAAAAUUUUAAUUUUAUCUGGGCAAUUAGGGAUUAUUAUGUUACAGUUUCGGUUUUGGAUAUUUUAAAGAGAGUAUUUUGAAACUAAUCAUAAAAAUGUGACGUAAUUACCCUCAAUUAGCUUCUAGAAAAGCAAUUUCAAUCACUUAUCCAUCUUCGUAUUGUUUGUGAUGUUGAGCGAUAACCUUGGAGUUCAAAACGCUCAGAGACGCUUAGGUGGCCGUUUUUGGCUGGUCCAGAAUGUUUAAACAAAUUAUUGUUGCGUAUUUAGUUGGGACCUCAACUACAUCACCUUCUUUCGGCAUUGAAUUCAGUGAAAUUUUUGUCAAUCCCACUGUUAAUGGUCAGGAAAUGACGUGCAAAAUUUCCUUUGCAACUCACACACUCUCGUUACAAAGCAAACAUACGCAUUUAUCUUUCAUUUUCGUGAAAAAGUAAUAUUAUGUUCCCCCUGUAAGGGAGACUGAGAAGGGUUGUGACAAUUUUUACUUAGAGCAACAUAUCAAUAAAGAAACAUACCACAAUUGGAUGGUGUUAUGCAAAAACGACUCAACCCACAAAAACCUGAUUUUCAGAUAAUGGGCUUUAAAGUCAACAAUCUCUGGCAAAUCAUGAGCUCUAUAUCAAUAUACCAAUUAUAUGUUACCAUGAACGCAAUAUUUAAAUUUAUUUUCUCAUGUGUUUUUCAAUAAAAAAUUUUAAGUGUUUCUGUAUAAAAAAAAUAAAAAUGUUGGAUUAAUGCUUUUUGCUUAAUAGGUUAUUAAGGAAUGGAGGGUUAAAAAAAUAAGCUAACCCACAUUAUUAAUGAUGAAUCAUGUGUUUUAUUGAUAAAAAAAAUGCUUUACAAAAAAAUCAGUUUUUCAGAAAUAAUUAAAAUUGUUUAAAAUAUAUUAAUCCUCAUCUUCAUCAAUAUCAAAGUCCACAUUUGAAACUCCAAAACCGUCAACAUCAUCUGAAAAUUCCCCCUAUUGAGCAGUUCUCAAGAAAUUAUAAAAAUAUUUUAAUUCUUGUGGUACUAGCUUCAACAUUUCUUUGAGGUAUUUGAUCUUUUCUUUUGACAGUGGUUUACCCGUUGGCCAUAAGGAAUCCAACCGUAUAUCUUUAAACGACUUGUGUUGUCGACCUUUCUUCUUUUUUUCUAUAUCUAUUAUCUGCACGUUUCCUUCUGUUGUGUUAGUUUUCAUGUAGAGCUUGAAGGGUUCACUUUUCAAAAUUUUGAUCUCAUGGGUCUUCAGCCAACUCACUUUAUCUUUGUUUGAAUCGAUUUUUCUGUUUGUAGUAUUUUCCAAUAAAUUGUAAAUUGAAACCAUUUCUUGUCUUUCUAUUUUGUUAACAACAAAUUUAUUUUUCCUCCUACACUCCUUCAUAACAUUAAUGUAGUCUAGGUCUGUGUAUAGGCGCUGUUGGAUUUUUAAAAAGUGCUCAACAUCUCCAAACUAUGAAUCGUUAGGCAGAAAGCUGUGUCCCGAAAGCAAGAAUCUUAGAGUGAUGGAUUCAAGAGAAGGAUGGUUAUGCAAUGUGUGCAUCAUUAAUAGUGCUAGGUUUAUACUGCGGUUUUGACCACCGCAUGAAUCGGACCAUAGAAUCAAGUGCUUGACAGGUGGAUUGACAUGUUCUAUUAUAUAUUUUCUUAGAGAAGAUCCUACCUCUUGGGUUCCUCUCUCAGCUUCAUUUUCAAGCCAAACAUUGAAGAUACCCUUUCCUGUGCUACCAACGUGGAUGCCAAGGUUGUAGAAAUUUAAUUGCCGUUUAUAAUACACAAUACCACUUGGCAGUUUAGGUACUGGAUGGGUUUUUUGCAGAUCAAAUGUUAAAGUUUCCAGUUCAGGGUUCUCUUUAGCAGAUUCAAGAUCUUUUUUCAUUUGAUCCCUCAAAGUCUCUGCUUUUUGAGUAUGGUUGGAAUGCUCUUCUCUUAGGGAAUCCGCCACCUCGCCUGUAAGGCCUUUAAUUUGUGCGUUGAACUUAUCACACUUCAAACAGGUGUCCUUUUUAGGUUUCUGGAAACGUAAAUUGAAAUUGGCAUAGAAAUGUUUUUUGUAGGUAGAAAACUUACUGGAAGCUCAUUCUCUUUCAUCGUGUUCUCAUACAAGUUGUACAUUUUUUGUAAGUUCAGUUCAGCACCCAGAUCAUGUGAUUGUGUAUCACGUCUGCAGUAAUGAGAUAUGUACCUUGGAAAUGAAUUAAUAUGAUCCAUAACUUUCUUCAUUUUAUUAUCAGGAAUUUUGUUUAAUCCCCUUUUUGAUCCCCUUAGGUCUUCUAUCAUAUCUUCUCCCCUUUUCUUCAAAGCUAUAUCAAUUCUCCUCUGAUUGAUUUUUAGUGUUUUCAGAAAUGUUGUUUUGCACAUCUCUUUGCCUUCCCAGUAGUAUUUACGGGUGUUCUUUUGUUAACAUCUUUUUCUAUAACAUUCUAACAUUUUUUGUUUAACAUCUUUUCUUUUUGAUUUCUUUAACACACAUGUUAAUCAUUGCGCAUCUCCCAGCAAAAGUUCCUAUUGACCAGAAUUGGGUGAAAAGUUUCUUUCGACUCUUUUUAUCAAUAGUUUCAGUGCAUUUCCUGUUUUUUCUUCCUUUUGUUACUUCAGCAAUUAUUUUCUCAUUUCCUUCAUCAUUUGGGUUAUAGUCUGGUCUUCCAUCGGCUUCUUGAAGUAGCGUGCCCUCAUGAUUUGGCAUUUCGUCAUCAAUCGUUGUUGCGUCUGAUCCAGAGGGAAGAUAUUCACUACCAGAUUCAGAAAACAGUGGGACAAGGGAUUUUAUGUCUGAGUCUUCUUUAUACUGUGGCCAUUCAAUCAGUUCAUCUUGUAUUCCUUCUUCUAUUAACAUGAACUAUCCAUCUUUUUCUGUUUCAUUAUGGUUGAGGGCUUUUUCUUCUUCUAUUCUAACAUUUUCACAACCAUCGUCAAUAACUUUGUCCAUUUCGAUUUUCACAUCAUCACCGCCUCCAUUCUUCAAGACUUUAGUUUUGUUUUGUUUCUCGAGCGCCAGGUUGACUAAAACUUUUCCUCUUGACAGCAUCUGAAAAUAAAUAUAUAGAAAUAAUAAUGGGCUAAAAUAGUAGACAAUAUAAACAAUUAAAAAUCCUCAAAUUUGACUUUUUUUGCCUGAGAUUCAUAUUGAAUAUUUAGCAAUAACCAUUUAACUCACACAGCUAUCUGUUACAGAGCCUUUGUACUGCUUGUAUAAAUUUUAGCAAUAAGCAUUUAUUCCACAGGAUACAUUAAAAUAUUCCACAUUGUACAAUGUAAACAAAUUAGCAAUAAACAUUUAAGCCUCAAAGAUUAUCCAAUUUUUUUGUAUGAAAUACAUAUUGGUAAUUUAGCAGUAACCAUUCAACCCACGUGAUUAACUAAUAUAGACUACAUUCCACGCUUAUAAAAUUUAGCGAUAGGCAUUUAAACCACAUAAAUUAUUCGAUACACACAUCAUCAUAGAUGAAUCGACAAUCUUGGGGUUAAUCAUGAACAUUUCAACCUUAAACGUAAUUUUAACUUUACAGUAAAUCCUGUGAAAAGACUGAUCAAAUCAAAAAAUCACAUUCAAAAAUAAUUGUUAGGUUUUGAAAAGUUCAUACAACUCAAAAAGUACAGUAAUCAAUUAUUUGUUGGCUUAUCUUUAUUAACAAUAUUCAGACUCAGACGAUUAUUUUCACUUUGAAGUUGGUUGAAAAUCACUUGUAACAAUCACAACAACACAACAAACCCUCUCCCUUCUGCUUGAUUGAUUGGGCAGAUGAAUCGAGAACCAAUUCCUUGGAACUUUUCUUUUAAACGAUUCUAGAAAAAGAACAGAAUAAAUUCAUCGAUUCUACCGAUCGACUCUUGGAUCUCGGGUUUGCAACAAAUCCCCCCGUCUUCUUUUGAUAAUGGUGAUUUAGUUUAAUUUUUUUCUCAAUAUUUUAAAUUAUUACCUUAUAAAUUAUAAACAAUAAACGUUCAAUGGUUUCAGUAAAUAGUUCAAGAAUGAAAGAAUCGAUACAAUGAAUUCAUUUUGAGGAGUGGAUCGAAACUGAAUCGUUCACUUAAACGAAUCGUUUUGCCCGCUCCUAGUGAGUAUGUGGGUUGAUACAGUUGGUUGAGUGUUUUUGCAAAAUAGCUUACAAACAUCAAACUGUUGGAUGAGUCUUUUGCAGCUUCACUCAGUGGUUCAAUGUUUUUUACUUAAUGGUAUAUUGAAGAUUCAAGGAUUGUUGGUUAAAAUGUUAUCUGUAUUAGUCCUUGAAACGCUGAUAGGGCUUAAAUCAUUUUUGCUUAAUGUAGAAAGGAACAUAUUUUACCAUCAGAGUUGGAUAACUCAUUUUUUUAUGUUUUGUGGGUUAACUCCUUUUUGCAUAAUACCAUCCAAUUAUAAACGUUAUGCCAUAACAACUCUAGUAAGUUGUGACAGGUACCAAGGUUAGUUGUGGCAGCUAUGUACUUAGACUAUAUUAAUUAUUUAAAAUAAUAGUAAGAAACAGUAAUAUGAAGUAUUAAACAUUGAAAUAACAAGUAUCAAUUCUUUUAUCAGUAUUUAUGGUUCCAAAACGAGAUCAAUCCAAAAUCCUUAUCUAAUCUUAUAAACAGUUAUGACAGAUGUAUUGCAGCUUGCCUCCAGUGCAAUCUUCAUGAGACCAGUCUUUACAUUCUAGGCACUGAACCCACAUAAGCAUUUUCUGCGCCUUCUUCGGCAUAUUCUGCACUUUUCUUGUUAGUCUGCCUCUUGGCGUUUGUCGGUUUUCGUUCAUUUAAAACACUCUUUUUUUGUCUAUUUUCUUGGUGGCGCUUUCGGCAACGGCUUUACUGAUUCUGGCGAGAACACAUUAGAAGUGACAAGAGGAGAACGAGCUGUAGAGUAGAGGCAAUGGGUUCAUUGGUGUUACUGCUUGUCAAAUGUGAAUUGCUAGAUGUCGUGGCUUGAGCCGUGAGUAUAACUGGAGAAAGGGCUCUUGUUUCAUUACUUUGAACUGUAGCAAUAGUAUGAUUUGGAGUAAGGGGUCUGUUUUCUACAUUGACCUUAGUUUCUUGAAGUCUGGUUCUGGAUUGAGCAAAACACGAUCAGUGAUUUGACUAGGUAGAAAAUCGCCUUCUUCAAAGAUAUAUGUAUUUACAGGUCAUGUUCCAGUUGCAACAAAAACAGCACUGAUAUUCUGUGCAGUGAUCGCCACAUCAAAUGCUGAUUUUUGUUACAGAUGGAAUAUCAUAGAUACUCAUGACUUUGCAUUAGAUCUCAUCUAAUUGUAGCAAGCUGUAUUGAUUGCUUUGUUUAGAGGCCCAAAUAUCGCACGAUCUAACCGCUUAUGUGUGCAGUGUGGGAGGAAAGUAACAAUAAAAUCCCAUUAUCUCUGUAGAAAUCAAUAUUUUUUAAAGCUGUAUGUGAAGCAUGUUUAUCUAGAAGCAACAGUGUUCUUGAAUAUUUUGAAGGUCUCACGUGAUUUUUAAAAUGUGACAAUAUAAAUAUGGGUGGUAUGUAAUUGUCUAUAGCGUUUCCAUCAAAAGCCAGACUCCUCUUCCACCGAUGUCAUCGCACUGACUUGUUUUUCUCCACGCUGUGUUAUUAGUGUCAGACUUUUGAAUGGUGGUUAUUCUUGUCUCAUCGACGUUCCAAAUAUCUUUUUCCUCAAGAUUAUAUUUGUUUAAAACGCUUGUGUAGUAGAAAUCAGUCACAUUUGUUUUAUUAAAGCUCAUUGCGCGACCUAUGUUCGUGGCUUAUGGGAAUCUUAUUGAUAAAUUGGAAAUUGCCUAAACAGCUUGAGCCACACUUCUCCUGCUUUCUCAUUUUUCCCAUGAUGCCGGAUUUUUUUUAUUAUGUUUUUUGCUAACAUAAAUGCAAUACUUUUUGUUUUUUUUUUGUGAUUAUAAAUAGCGUCACUAGCUAUGCCUCUAUCAGUCUUUCGUGUGUAGUUAUUAAACCAUCAAAAGCAUUAUCAAACCACAUGCCCAAAUAAGUUGCUGACAAAAAAGAUUGAUUUUAAUGCCGAUAACAUUUACCUCAAAAUUAGGUUGGAAGAAUUGACAAAAAGAAAUAUAUUAUAUAAACAGAAAAAAACAUUACUAAAAUCAAUUAAAAUAAGCUUACCAUAAAAUAAACUCAAAUAGGAGAGUGACACGAUGUCGCAACUUUCGCCAAAAAUAGCGACUUGGUCAGAAUAAUAAUUUGUAAUUUUAAAACCAGAUGCAAAGAUAGGAAGACAAUAUCACGCUUUGAAACUUCAAAAACCACUCAAUAUAAGGAAAAAUAGCCUAAUGUGUGAAUUAAAUAUGUCAGAAUAUAGAAACAAUGUCGAUAAAAAAACUUACUUCCGUUUUUUUUACAUGCAGACAUCAGGCUCGCACAACCGCUUGCAAUGCGCCUCUGGCAAUUACUGUGUCAACUAACACGUCUCUCAAGAAACAAUUGCGUGGUGUUGCCAACUCGCUAACGGUCAUUGGUUCCGACAAAUCGUCUUUGUCUCACCCCUCCCUCUGUCAGAUCUCACCUCGGUCUCCCCUGAAAGAAUGAUGAUGGAUGAUUUUGAAAAAUUUUGAUUUGGACAUUUUGAAUGCACCUAUGGGUUUCCAGUAAAUUCUUAUUCCUUGAUAUCAUCACUAACCAUAUAUAUCAAAGAUCUAAACGAGUUUCGUUUUAAUUAUUGGCGUCUUGGCCUCUUAUUGACACUUUGGUUAUUCAAUGCAACGUUUUAAAGAUUUUUGUAAUAUCCUGCGCAUUCGCAACAUGAAAGACAUAAAUAUAAAUUCCAAGAAAUCUUUAUUGAAGACAAAUUAACGAAUUUUUUGGGUUCCACAAAAUGCUGUGUUGGAGAACAUCUUGCCAACAAAAUUUCUUUGAAAGAUUUCAAAUUUACGAUGUCCUUGCCUUCAGUCACUGCUUUAUCAGCUGCUCUUGUUGUCCAGCUUAUUUUAUACUCCAUUGUAGUCAAGAAUUUGUGCAAAUUUUUCAUGGUAUCGCACAGUAAACGUUUUUGUUUCACCUGUCACUUUGACCUUAUAAAAUCUUUCUUUCCUGGCACAUCCGAAAACUUUUGUCCUUAUCUAAAAAGUCUUUAUCAUCCUUUUUGACCAUCAUCAAUUUAGCAUUGACUUUCAGAAACGCUCUUUUUGUAAGAAUCAUAAUUGAAAAACUUUUUUGAUAAACUGAGUUGUUUAUGCUUCUUCAAAGGAUCUGGUUUUACUAUUUUUUUUCAUUAUAUUUCUUCAAAUUACUGUUAGCUGUUUAGUAAUAACUUCGAAUAGAAGAAGCCUCUUCUUUACAAUUUCAGGAACUCGGACGUUCUUUAAGAGAUACUUUAGCUUCCGGUGAAGUCUGAUUAUUUUUGUUUUGCCUUUGACAUCCCUUACGCUAUCUCUCUUUUCUUCUUAUUUUUGUUCCAGUCUUUCCUGUAAUCUGGAUAUUUUUGCAUAAAGUAUUCUUCUACGUCUCCUGAGUUGCAGUCUUCUCCGAUGAAUUGCCAGAUUUUUUAAUUCAUCAUUAUUUUGCAUAGGUCCUGGGAUAGGAGGUAGUGUGUCAUUUAACAGACUUUCGUACUUUCACUGUUCUGUGUCUGUAUGUUUGACUAUGUUUCUUCCAGUGUUUCCUUUUUUGCCUUCUUUCUCAGGAAUUCAUUGCAGAUAAAGGUUUUACUUAACCUUUUUCCUUUUUUUCAGGUAUUUCUUUCUUUUUGGCGAAGUUUUUCAAGUGUUACUAAAUCAGCUUUCAUUUUUUUCCUGCGCUUUCGGUCAUAUUCUUGCUUUUUUAAUUUAGCUUCUUCAUUUUUCAACUUACAAUAAUAUUGCAGCAAUAAAUGUUAGUUAAUAAAAGCAAACAAUAAAAAAGGUAGUUAGCCCACCCAAAUAUCAUUCCCUUACCGUAAAUUUUUAUGAGAAUGAUGGUGAGGAUAUGAUGAAAUGGAGAAUAAUCGUAAAGAACUCGUGACAUAACCUUACUUUUAAAACGAUUUUUCUGCUUAAGGAAAUUGCUCCUGAAAGCCAUCUUGUCUGUGCCACUUAUAAUCAGUUGAAGUACUUACCUUUUGUUUUUUUUAGAAUGUGAUGAAAUGAUGAUAAAAAAUUGAAAUUAUAUAUAAACUUAAUAAAAUCUUUUUGCAGCGCAUACCCGAACACAAUCACAGAAAAUAUAAAUAUAAAACAGACACAAGUGUGCUAAAUUUUGCUUACUUGCAGACGACCGAUUAAAAAAUUUUCAACUAUAUUAGUUUCACUGAAAUAGAUGUAAAGAUUAUCUAUGGAGCCCUCUUAACACCAUAAAACCAAUAUAAAGCAACCCACAAUACCAAAAUAAUCAAGAAAAGUUAACACGGGUACAUACGAGAAAAUUGAUUGCUUACCCCACGGCUAUUAUUCUCACGUACAUCAGCUGUUUUCUUAGAUUGCUCCAUUUCAUCAAAGUUUUAUAUACUUUUAUCUAUGAAUUGAUUAGAAUAAACUUUUCAAUUUCAGAAAUUAUUUUGAUUCAAGUAAAAUCAUUAAUGAUUCUUCAAUUUCAUAAAUUAUUUAAUGUAUCAUUGUUUCGCAAGAAAAGAAUAUAUUAUAGGCUUUUUAAGAAGAAGAUAUAAAUCGAAAGCAAGGUUUUUUUUGAUUUUUAAAAUGUGGGAAAUAAUUUAAUGUGCAUUGGAUCUAGCUAAACUGUGUUAUACAAUAUACGUAUAUGGUUCCAACCAAAAAUCAUUUAUCGUUGUUUUUAAUAUACAUUUAUUAUUAGUACAAAUUUUUUAUUGUAGAAUAAACUGAAUAUAUCCAAAAAUAUCUAUAAAUUAUCCUAUUUUUGUAUAUUAUAUCAAUCACAUAAGAGAUAUUAAUUAAAUUGUAGUCGAUUUUAUUCUUAUUUUCUAUUGUUUUUGUUGUAUAUAUUUUUUUGUUUUUAUCUAUAAUAUGGAAUAUUUUAAGUACAUGAAAUAAAUUUACGAAA
This is a messenger RNA of Diorhabda sublineata, 13517 nucleotides long. RefSeq names its product synaptosomal-associated protein 29 (gene Snap29). The record is from RefSeq and is a predicted model, not a curated record. Gene Ontology annotation, biological process: exocytosis; synaptic vesicle priming; synaptic vesicle fusion to presynaptic active zone membrane. The transcript has 2 exons. NCBI's taxonomy places the organism in Eukaryota, Metazoa, Arthropoda, Insecta, Coleoptera, Chrysomelidae. Gene Ontology annotation, cellular component: SNARE complex; plasma membrane. Bases 102 to 860 code for a protein of 252 amino acids. Gene Ontology annotation, molecular function: SNAP receptor activity; syntaxin binding.